Molecule: messenger RNA, 2128 nt
Organism: Melanotaenia boesemani (Boeseman's rainbowfish)
Lineage: Eukaryota; Metazoa; Chordata; Actinopteri; Atheriniformes; Melanotaeniidae
Gene: bsg
Product: basigin
Exons: 8
Coding region: 148-969 (273 amino acids)
Biological process (GO): cell-cell adhesion
Cellular component (GO): cell-cell junction
Molecular function (GO): cell adhesion molecule binding
Source: RefSeq, a predicted model, not a curated record
AGUAGAGGACGACCAACAACAUCAGCUCAGUGUUGGAACAGGCAGCUGCCCAGCCUGCUGGAAGCCCGCACGAAAGGAGAAGGUUCAAGAGAACCUAGCCAUCCUUUAUUUAAUUUAACUAACAAGUUGAUUCGUAAAUUAUAAAUUAUGAAGUUACUGUGGGCUGUCAGUGCCCUGCUCUUGAGCUGCUGGCGAACCAAUGCUUCCACAGCCCCAAACAUCAUAACUGAACCUGCUGAGGUCAGAAACCAAACAUCUGUUGAACUCAGCUGCAACUUGACAGACCAUAGCCUUCCCAUAAAGGGUUCUCACUGGACACACAAUGGCAAAAUCAUUGAGGAGUCAAAGACGACUGAAGACAAGUCUUUCACAUCUCUCCGGUUGGAAAAGAUCACCUAUCAUUCUAGUGGGCAGUAUGAGUGUGUGUUCCAUACUGAUCCAGAAGUGAAGAAAACAAUUGAGGUCAAAACUGUUCCACAUGUUUCUGCCUCCAAGCACUCAGAGCAUGGUAAUGAGAACGACAAGGGUGUGAUGACCUGUGUGAGUCAUGGCUAUCCACUGCCUACUGAUUGGGUCUGGUUCAAAGAGGAGGAUGGCAACCGAAAGGCCAUCAUCAACGGCACUGGUGACAGAUAUGAGAUCAAGAGCACCCCUAACAAAACCACUCUGACCAUUAAUGAGCUGAGCAUCGAUAACGACAUUGGGGACUACAUUUGCUCUGGAACCAGUGAACUUGGCACAAGCGUCGACAAGAUCUACCUGCGUGUUCGCAGUCGCCUGGCUGCUCUCUGGCCCUUCCUUGGCAUUGUGGCUGAGGUCAUCAUCCUUGUGACCAUCAUCUUCAUCUAUGAGAAGAGGAGAAAGCCUGAUGAGGUCAAUGAUGAUGACGACUCAGGAUCUGCUCCUCUGAAGAGCAACUCCAAUGCAAACCACAAAGACAAGAAUGUGAGGCAAAGGAAUUCUAACUAGAAGCUGAAGGAGAUUGGCAUCCAGAUGGCACUCCAGGAUUCAGCUGUUGUGUGGCACAUCAUACUGUGCACCCUGCAAUUUAAUAAGUACCUUUUUGUGCUUGGGUGUUUUUAAUGUUUAAAGAAAAAAUGAUUUCCUCCUUUAAUUUUCUUCUAUAUUCUUCACAUUGUGCGCCAAACUUCAUAGUGUGAAAUACUUUCUGCUUGAGGCCAUUGGGCAAAUAUUGCAUGAGUUUAUAUGCUGUUUUAGCAAAAUGUGUGUUGUAAAAUCUUUAGAAAUGUAAAUGUGAGGAAUGCUUAGUUUGUGACGAUCUUUUAGUGCUGCUGCUUCCUGCACUGACCUCACAGUUGCCACUCUUUGCUUUUUAUAUUCUUCGAUCUGAAAUGGUCACUUGUGAAGCAGCACAAGAUCUCAGAGGAUCCAAAACGACUUCUGAUCCUCAUGCAUCACUGCCAUUCUCAUAAGAAAGAAUGGAGCGUGUUUGAAGUCACCUGUUUGAUCUGUCUCAACCUCACCACAAACCUCCUUUAGCAGAGUUGUAUACUUUGCCUUAACAAGCACCAUUUCUUUUGUCUUCUUGCAGUUACUCAUUAGAAACUUAUCUCUGACGCUUUAAAUUACAGAAAUUGUUGUGGUUUAGACUUGUCUAGGUUUUUUGUUUUUGUUUUUUUUUUUUUGUUUGCUUCAAGAAAUUAAGUUUUGAAUAGGAAUGUUUUUAAAUGCUUUUUUUUCCUAUUUACAUUUUAAAUUGAAAUUUUAGUCAAUAUGUUUGUCUAUGUCACACCCGCAGUGUAAAUUAACUCUAAAGGACCACGUGCAAGAGAAGUAAACUGUUGAUUCUGUAGAAGGCAACUUUAAUACUUUGAACAUGUCUGAAACUGCUGAAGGAAAAAAGUGGACUUAGUUUUAUUUUCACUCAUUGUGAACUGAAACUGUUGCGAUUGUUGAACGGUUGUCUCUGUUUUCUUCACUUUGUAGAUAGUUCAGAAGCCAUAUGUUCCAUUUAACCUGAGUAGUGUUGUGAUUGGAUGUUACCAUUUCAGAGUUAAAGAAAUGAAGACCUAGCCAGAGUUGUGUAAAUUGUUGUACUUUCCACAAACAUGGAAUAACAUCUGUUGUACAACUUGCACAAACUGAAAUAAAGGUAUUGAAAUAAAAA